Messenger RNA from Punctularia strigosozonata HHB-11173 SS5, 696 nucleotides. RefSeq names its product class I glutamine amidotransferase-like protein. Bases 1 to 696 code for a protein of 231 amino acids. The transcript has 4 exons. Lineage: Eukaryota; Fungi; Basidiomycota; Agaricomycetes; Corticiales; Punctulariaceae. The record is from RefSeq and is a predicted model, not a curated record.
AUGUCAAGCCCCGCCCUCCCCGAACGCCUGCGCUUCGCGGUGUGCCUCUUCCCCGCAGUCACUACACUCGACUACCAGGGCCCGAUCGAGCUCUUCGGCUUCAUCUCGAGCAAGCGACUGGACAAUCCCAUCAGUGCGCCUCUGUCCACAGAACCACCGAAGUACGCCUUCGACAUUGAGUACUUGGGGCACACCCGCGAUCCGGUGGAACCCAUCUCCGGUCCUUCUGUUCUCCCCCAGAGGACGUACGACGAAGUCCUUGCAAGCAAAGAGCAGUUUGAUAUUUUGCUAGUUCCUGGCGGCGCUCGACCUGAGGGAGUCCCGCGCUCUCUUACGGAGUUCAUCAGGGCACAAGCUCCUGGUGCACGAUAUAUCCUUAGUGUUUGCACUGGUUCAUGGGUUCUAGCCGGCGCGGGCAUUCUGGACGGUAGGAAAGCGACGACUAACAAAAGGGCAUUCAACUCUGCCAAGGUGCCGACCAAGGAUUUACCAAUCGUUUGGGUGCCAAAGGCACGAUGGGUUGUCGAUGGGAAUGUCUGGACAAGCUCCGGAGUGACCGCUGGCGCCGACAUGGCAAAUGCGUUUCUUCAGCACCUCAUCGGGGACGAAUACGCAGAGAAGAUCCGCGGUGUGGUGGAGCUGAGUGCGAAGACUGCCGACGACGAUCCAUGGGCAGCAUAUUACGAUCUUGUGUGA